UCUGAGACUUGAGAUUUCAGUUGCGAAUAUUCAACACACGAGCCACGGAAUAAAUGGAACUCGUGGGAAGAGACUCGCGUUUCCGUUCGUCAUCUUGUUAGGAGCUUUGUGAAGUUUCGUCCGCGCGAACGUGCGCGAUACGCUCGAACAUAAGACGCGCUUCUUCAAGUACAAAGCCUGCCGGCGAUCCCCACUUUCGUGUACGGCCUUUGAAAACAUUUCAUUUCAUUUGUGUGCGGGAUCAUUGCUCACCGCAUAGCAGGGCCAGGAUAGAACCGAAGAGGGGAGAGCAGCCUCACACAAACAUACACGUGUGUAUGCUUGAAAGAGCGGCGAAGAAUGGGGAGCUGUUUGUCGAAGAAAUGGAGUGUGGCAGAAGAAGGGAGAAACUCAAGUAUUGGUGUGGCAGUGGUUAAACCGCUCCGAUGACUCAUCCACAUUCGUGUCAGAAACGUCAAGUGACCGCAUGAGAUAAAUUCGACUUAUGGAAUGACGAAAUAAACUUAAUAAUCGACUGGACAAACGUGUAAUCGGGAUAUUACAGCAAUUUUUUCGACUUCACAAAGUGCUUUGUUAUCUGUACGAUGGAGGAGGAGACGGCGAAUCGGCCCAAGUGGUUGCUGGAGCUGGAAAAUCGUAAGCGAAAGCCGCGUUUAGCACACGAGGCUGGUGCUGGCGCACCGUGCACGAACUGCAACUCUGCGUGUCCUGGCCUUGAUUUGCACUUCUGGAGAAAAAUCUGCAAGAAUUGCAAAUGUAGCCGAGACGAUCAUGAUGUUGACAAUGACGAGUUCCCACAGUUUGACCUGCUAUUUGGACCAAGCGGAAAAUUUAAAAAGAAAUUGAUGCGUCUGCAAGUAAACAACAAAAAACAAAAUGAAGGUGAAACCACGUUUGAGUGGGUACCACCGGAUACAACCAAGGAACUUGUUAUGGAUUACAUGAAGGCUUUGCCGGCCGAUAAAUUGCCGAUUAAAGGAUCAGCUGGUGCCGCUUUGAGAAGGCAGUUAUUGCAGAAACAAUUACCACUGCAUGAUAUUGAUCAUAAGGCUUGCGAUGCUCUUAGCGAGCAAGAACAGAAGCAGUUUGAGAAAUAUUUGGAGAACAUCAAGAAGUACGCAGGACAAGGCAAAGUAAUGAAGAUGUUAGGUGCUCGUCCGUUCGACUGUUCUCUCAUGACGCUCGUUAAUGCAAUCAACAUGCAACGUUGCUGUUCGCAACACAAACCUUACCCUGGCAUCCAAUUACGUACACCGAGUAGCUUUACUGUGAAGAGUCCGUACGCGAAGCAUCUGUACGACAGUCCAAAUAGGCUGCAAGAUGCCACAGUCAGGAGUGACCAGAGGAUGCCUAAUGCAGAAGAAUACAACCGUUCCUUGGCAAACAUGUCCAAUAUCGGCGGCAUUGUCGCAAGAUCGCUGCCCGUCGAGGGCAAGUUCCACAGUAAUCCCCAAAACAUGAAUGACGGCGUGUCGACGAACGGAAGGGGCGGCAAAAUAGUGAACUCCUCGGUCGCUGCGCGUCUCGCCGAGCAGGAGAUUGUAGCCGCUCGUGAGAAGCAUAUUUCUGGUAAUUAUCCGCCGCUUGAAUGGAAAAACGAACUGAGGAGCGCGUCGACGCACUCAGAGGAGCGUAGAGAAACGCUGAGCAACACCACGCCAGGAUACAAUCUCGCAUACUCAGAAGAUCAGAACAGCGAAGCGGCUACCAUCGCCGAGAAUAUGCUGGCCGACGCGCUUCUUCCGCCUAGUGCGAUACACAUCAAUGACAUCAUCGGGAGCACCUUGGACGAGAAGGGAUUGAUGUUUAUAAGGGAGAAGCUCGCUGACAAGUACAACGCAUUGGAGAACCCAGUGCUGCACACCGCUCCCAAGUCGUCGCGGCCGUUGGAUACGAGCGACGUGCUGCACCCACGUGGUGGUGCGCUCAAAGAAGCUAACAGUUCCGCCAAUGUCAACAAGGAUGCCGAGAGAGCUGCCAUCGCAGCUGCUACGAGGAGUCCGACGGGAACCUUCCUGGAGAGAACGGAGCCCGCUAACGCUACAGGUGCUCCUUUAGAAGCCGAGAGGAGGACGUGUAAACCUUUGUCUCACGUGACCCAAUCGACCACCGCGCCUGUUGGCCUCAAUGAGCAGUGCAGUCGGCCGUUGACUCACAAAGUGGUGGACAACGUCCUCAGUGUGCGUCCAAGUAUAUCCUUGGGGACGGACGUGUCCAGAGCUGCAAUGGAGAACACCCCGGAUGUAUUGCUGAAUAGAUGUAGGCCCGCGGAUACUAUUAUUCCCGCGUCGAACUCUCCUUCACAGAUCAGCAGCCCGUUGCAGGCCAAGCUGAGCAGUUCGCUCGUGCAACCGACCGUUCUGCGUUCCGAGCAGCUGCACAACCAGGUGUUUCCGCACAACAUUAUCGGAGCUAUCAACGAAGCGGAGCAGCAAAAUGUGCAGCACAUGGAGCACUUGAAGAACGCCAUGGAAGGUCUCAGAGUGGAUUCGACUGCAGCGCAAAAGUGUCGCAAGUGUCAUGAGGAUAUACGCAUUGGCGACGUCGUCGUGAUCGUGGAGAAAGCUAAGGACGCGUCCUGGCAUCCCGGUUGCUUCGUCUGCUCGGUGUGCAAUGAAUUGCUGAUGGACCUGGUAUACUUUCAUUAUAAGAACGAGUUGUACUGCGAGAGAGACUUGUCCGCACACUUGGGGAUCCCCCGGUGCUUCGCUUGCGACGAGUUGAUUUUCGUACGGGAAUAUACAGUCGCGGAAGGACACAAUUACCAUGUGAAACAUUUCUGUUGCUGGGACUGUGAUAUGCCGUUAGCUGGACAACAAUACAUCACCGAGAACGAUCGUCCCCUGUGUCUUCCUUGUUAUCAGAAAACAUACGCGAAGACAUGUGCUGCGUGUAAUAUUGUAAUUGCUGCCGAUCAGCAAGGUGUGUCUGUAAAGAACUUAGACUUUCAUGCAACCGAGACAUGCUUCUGCUGUUAUAGCUGUAAGAAGAAUUUACUGAACGGUAAAAUAGCAAUAAAGGAGGAUAAAUUGUUCUGUAGUAGAGAAUGUAUCGCAAAGUUCCUCAAUCGAUAAACUGUGUGAAAAUAGAAAUAAAAAAAGUUUAAUCACUAUUUUUGAUAAGUAGCAUUUUUAUUGCAUAA
Molecule: messenger RNA, 3142 nt
Organism: Harpegnathos saltator (Jerdon's jumping ant)
Lineage: Eukaryota; Metazoa; Arthropoda; Insecta; Hymenoptera; Formicidae
Gene: Tes
Product: testin LIM domain protein
Exons: 6
Coding region: 585-3074 (829 amino acids)
Molecular function (GO): zinc ion binding
Source: RefSeq, a predicted model, not a curated record